Molecule: messenger RNA, 1166 nt
Organism: Pelobates fuscus (common spadefoot toad)
Lineage: Eukaryota; Metazoa; Chordata; Amphibia; Anura; Pelobatidae
Gene: DCTD
Product: dCMP deaminase
Exons: 6
Coding region: 98-667 (189 amino acids)
Molecular function (GO): hydrolase activity; zinc ion binding
Source: RefSeq, a predicted model, not a curated record
CAAAGUGAGGAAGUGAAUUAGUGAGAGCAGGUUUAUGUGCAUGAGGCUGACUGCACUGAUAUCUCUCACACUGUGAAAAGGCUGCUGAACACUGACAAUGAGUGAGGAGCUCCCCCCUCUCAAUGGGCAUGGAGCGGAAGCUUUGUCCAAGAAACGGGAAGAUUAUUUGGAAUGGUGUGAAUAUUUUAUGGCUGUUGCAUUUUUAGCAGCUCAGAGAAGUAAAGAUCCCAGUUCCCAGGUGGGUGCAUGUAUUGUUAAUUCUGAGAACAAGAUUGUUGGAAUUGGCUACAAUGGGAUGCCUAAUGGUUGCCAUGAUGAUGUGCUUCCUUGGGCACGCACUGCUCAGAAUAAACUGGACACGAAGUAUCCGUAUGUCUGCCAUGCUGAGCUUAAUGCCAUCAUGAACAAGAACUCUGCAGAUGUGAAGAACUGUGUCAUGUAUGUGGCUUUAUUUCCAUGCAAUGAAUGUGCUAAGCUCAUUAUACAAGCAGGUAUAAAAGAAGUAAUAUUCAUGUCUGAUAAGUAUCAUGACUCACCAGAAAUGCAAGCAUCCAGACACAUGUUUGACCUCUCUGGAGUCAAAUACAUGAAAUUUGUUCCGAAGCGCAGAAAGAUCGUUAUAGAUUUUGAUUCGAUCAAUACCAGACAGAGUCUGAAACCACUGUAAAAGCUCUCUUUUGCUAAAUUCAGAAAUAAUAUCAAAAUGGCUUUUUCACGUAUAUUAAACCAUAAAAUAUUCUAUAUCUCACACGAUUAUUAUAUAUUUUUUCUCUGUAUAGUUUUAGUAUUACACAGAUUUUACUGAACGUUCUGCUUUUCUUGUAUAUUCGAACUAGCUUAUGUGUUUAUUGAUAAAUUCCUGUGAAUUUUUACUUUUUGGAAAAAACACAUGGAUGUAUCAAUUUCACCAAACAUGCUGUGUUACAUUAAUAUGCUGUAGACUCCUUAUUAAACUGAUGAGAAUCGGCUUAAUUAACCAACUGUUUACUAAAGACUGUUACUGUACGAAGUCCUGGUAUGGAAUAAAUAUACGUUUUCUAGUGCGAGAACAGAAUUCAAACUGAAAUUAGUGGUUUUAAACCAUUUAUGUGCUCUGUUGGCAUCACCUUCACUUUUUUUUCUCUUCUCCAAAUAGUAGUUUUUCAAUUUUCAUAUGGCGGUUUGCU